CAGGAGCUGUAUUUCUGUGCGCUCUUCAUCCCGACGGCCUCUGCCAGGCUCAGUCGGUUUAUUCGAGACUGUUCUCCUCAAUUAGCUUUUCGUUUUAUUCCAUCAAAAUGAAUACAUUUCCCAGCUUGCACCGCGGGCAGUCCAUAACCCGCCAGGAGAAUGCGCUUGAGGGAAGCGUCCCGUUACCUGGCAACAGAGAGACGAAGGCGGGGACGCAGAAAUCUGCGACUGAGAAGCUGCGCAACGAUGAAGAGCCCAGGCGAGCGGAUCGUAGAUGAAACGUGUUGCUUCCUGGCUCUGUGCCAGCACCCGUCCUGCUGGGAGGCAAUGAGGCGCAUUGAAAGAGGGGCACCGCGGUACAGGACACCUAAAGCGGCCCACCAGGAGCUGAAAGAAGCCAAAGGAGAUCCUUUGCCCACUCUGAAAAUCUUGAACAUCGGGAAUGACGUGCUUGGCUGCUCCACCAGAGCGAUGACUUCAUGGACUGCUGAGUCGCUGCCAGCUCAACCCAAAGAUCACACGGCCAGCGACAGAAGUGAAAGUGUCUGGUUUCCUGGGUUCAACUCGCCACAUAUCCUGUCCCACAGAAAAUGGAACCUUGGCCAGACUAACGUUAAGUCUCAACCCAGCGUGGAUGUGCAGCGAUACCCGCCCUCCGAGGACGUCAGCCCCUCCAGCUCUGUCCUGAUAUGGGUCCCGGGUCCCCAUGCCAGCUCCGUCCACACUUCACAACCCGGGAAAGUGUGCACUAAGGAGCUGAUCUGCGCCCUUCCUCCUCUGCCAGCGGAUGUGCCACGCCGAACGAAGAGAAUGCCCAGAGCUGAAAGGAGAACUACUGGCACCUUCAAGCUGAAUGAACCAAUGGCAGAUGCCAACCUACUCAUUCAGUCCUUCGGAAUCAGCGCAAAGAAGCCUGCAGAUGAUGGAGAGCCAAGCUCAGAGGAUCAUAGUGCCCAGCUAAAAGACCAGAAGCUGGCACACUUCAAGGACAUGAGGGUGUGGUCUCCACAGGAAGAUGGGCAUCACCAGGCCCCAUCGCCAGCUCUCUCCUUGCCCUCAAACAGAGCCCUCCAGAGGAGGCACCCGAAGCAGAAUGAAUUGUGGUCGUCGUGGCUCCACGCAGAUCGGCCGCUCCUACAGAGCAGGGGGGUGGUGUUCCAAGAUGCAGGGGCACGGCGGGCAGAGGCGGGCCGCUCCAGGAAGCCUGUGGGCUCCCCAUACAGACUGGACAGCCAGGCUAGUGGCUCAGCGGGCAGCGUUUAUCCCGAGUGGCAGAGUGCAAGUGGCACACCACAACUGUGGGUAAAGUAUCUGAUGACUGUCACCCAAAAGAAAGCCAGACGUGCACCCCAGUCCAGCGGCCUGACUGGGAGAACAGGUGAGAAGGUGACACAGCAGGCUGUGCCGGUGGCCUCGGGCCCCUCGGGCAUUGGGCCAUGGAGCACGACGUCCCCAGCAGACCACGGCCUGCAGCACUUGAGAGGAUGGACGGCCUGCUUCCCCCAGCCUGCGGGAGCCACUAAGGGCACCGCCCGAGGGCACACAGAGCAGCCCGGGAGCCGCGGUGAGCCGGGCGGAGGUGGUGAGGCAGCCAGUGACCGGUCAGCGGAGUCCAGGCGGUGGGGCUGAUGAGCGCAAGCCGGAGUCCCUCCCGGUAGAGGAGCAGUCCCGGGUCACUGAGCUGAGUAUCGGGGGCACAACACCGCCGUGGCCACUCCCUGGACUGAGAGCGUGUCUGUCCCUUUGCCGCCACCGCCUUCGCCACAGUCGGAGCAGCUGCCCAGCCGUUUGUGAAGAGAAGCGGACAGCGAAAGCAAACGCCGACCCGCCCUGCAAUGCCAGGAGAGUGUAGGCAGAGGCUGGAAAGAUAAAUAAAGGCGCUAUAUAUAAAACACGGGCUACUCGAGUCCUCUGUGUGGUCCUGGGUCAGACACAAAGUGCCCGUAUGUGGGCAUUCACUUUGUGUGGCAACACAUGGGCGCAGACCAGCACCCGUGAGAGCUCAGGCAGUGCAUUCUGGGAUGUGAAAGUACACAAUUAUUACACUUUAGAAAUGCCACUGCAGUUAGUGCACCCUCACUAUGCCCACCGGUCAUGACAUGCCCUGCCUGAGCUCUAAAGUGGGUGCCAGCUGGGCCUGCCAGAGUCACCCGACCGGUUGGUCUGCUGCGUGUCACCGUCACCUGCAGCCUUGCGACAUCAUGAGAUAGCAGGAAGAACAAAGGGAGGCUUUGUGAGGAGAGUGACACCAGGGACGACAAGGCCACCACAGAGGACACCACCCGAGCCUCCAUGACGAUGCCACGUGUCCCACUGCUGCUCCUCAUGCUGGUCUUGCUGUCUGCACAGCUCUGCCCGACCACCACCCACUCUGAAGGCCUGGAUGCCACUUUGAUCUCGGAUGAAGACCAACCCAAGGACAUCUCCAAGGUCAGCCGUGGACAACGCGGGUCCAGACACGGGCUCUGGAGGCUCGUGAGGAAGGGCUGAUUGGGCGCGCUGCUGCCCCCUGCUGGACGGAUGACGAAAGGCGGUCAUGGGCAGCACAAAUAAAGAAAUAAAAGGAUUGUAAGAAGCCGG
Messenger RNA from Polypterus senegalus (gray bichir), 2580 nucleotides. RefSeq lists its product as uncharacterized. The transcript is spliced from 15 exons. Bases 160 to 1629 code for a protein of 489 amino acids. NCBI's taxonomy places the organism in Eukaryota, Metazoa, Chordata, Cladistia, Polypteriformes, Polypteridae. The record is from RefSeq and is a predicted model, not a curated record.